UUGGAAAGUUACCGAUGUUAUAAAUGAAUGGAAAUGUAAAAUUUUAUUGCAGAUUUUUAAUUAUAAUAAAAAUGAAGUUAGUUUUGUACCACUCGCUAUGAUUUAUGCUCUUGUGCUUGCUAUUGCAAUGUCUUCGUCCAUGACAGAUGGAAAGAAAUGCGAAAUAGUGUGCCCUGAUGAUGGAGACAUGAUUUGCACAUUCGACAUUCAGAAUAAGAUAUACAAAAUGUUUCCAAAUGAUUGCGCGAUGGCUGGAUAUGCGCAGUGUCAUCAAGUCGAUUUCGUGAGAACACCGAUGAAAUUUUGUGUAAAGGAACACUUUGUUAGUGCUAGGCGAGUGUAUGGCGAAUCAUGUCCAGUGUUCUGUCCAAGUCACUACAGUCCAGUAUGCGGAGCUUCGAAAUACAGAGGCUAUAAUUACAGAACGUUCAACAAUGGAUGCUAUUUAGACAUGAUCAAUUGUAGGGGAGAUGAUGACUAUGCAGGUUAUGUGGAAGUGCCGUUGAGCUUCUGCCAGCGACAUCUUAUGAAAAAUAUAUUUAAAGAAAAAAUAACUGUUUCAAACCUCUACGAUUACAGAGAUUAUGAUUAAAUAUUGAUGUUAAUUUUAUAAUACAAGAUGACCCGGUGAAUUUCCUAUCACCUACAUAUAUUAUUGUCUACCUACCUACCUACCUAGACCAAAGAGAUCGGAACUGAUAAUACAGCUAAGAAACACCAAUUUCUGAACAUUUAAACCUUCCCACUUUCAACUUUCACAAAUAUUUACAGACCAUAAUUAGCCAAAUCGGUCCAGCCAUUCUCGAGUUUUAGCGAGACAAACGAACAGCAAUUAUAUAUAUGUGUGUGUGUGUGUAAUUAUUUAAAAUAGUCACUGAAUUGAAAGGAAAUUGAAGUGUACUUUGAUAUACAAUAUAAAACAAUAGAAGAUUGUCAAUUGUUUCUUCGUAAUCUACAGAAUUAUUACCAAUUUAUUCAUAAAGGUUAAAUUAUUAAAUUAUAAUAAUUUAAUUCGCAAGUCCAUUGAAAUCAUAUCACAACUUUCCACCUGACUAGCGGCCUAUAUCGCCAUAAUUAAUUGUACAAAUCCCGCAUUACCUCUUUAUGGUAAACAUUUGUAAAUGAAAAUUGAAAUAUGUCAAACAAAACUCUGAUGUCAUAAUAAAAGGAAAGAUCGCUACACUGAA
Molecule: messenger RNA, 1187 nt
Organism: Pieris brassicae (large cabbage white)
Lineage: Eukaryota; Metazoa; Arthropoda; Insecta; Lepidoptera; Pieridae
Gene: Kaz-m1
Product: U-Kazal-Dg21.2
Exons: 4
Coding region: 98-592 (164 amino acids)
Molecular function (GO): protein binding
Source: RefSeq, a predicted model, not a curated record